Molecule: messenger RNA, 4279 nt
Organism: Orbicella faveolata
Lineage: Eukaryota; Metazoa; Cnidaria; Anthozoa; Scleractinia; Merulinidae
Product: putative E3 ubiquitin-protein ligase HECTD2
Biological process (GO): protein polyubiquitination
Molecular function (GO): ubiquitin protein ligase activity
Source: RefSeq, a predicted model, not a curated record
UGGAAUGAACUAAAAAGUUGCAGAUGGUUGGAGUCAAUUUCAGUCGCCCAUCCUGCAAAUGUUUAUUUUUGCUUUGAAAAUAUAAAGCGACGAAAUCUAAUAUCCUGUGGCUAGAAAUAUGAACUCGACAUCAGUAUGUCAAACUUCCUUGACAAUCAAACAUGCAAGGAAAAGCUGAAGUGAUCGAGGAAAUUUCUGGAUGAAAAAUUUUCUUGUUUUCUCAGAGCUGUGCGGAUAAUGUAAAAUUGUCGGUAAUUACGUUUAUUCUGUAGGUAAGGGAGAAAAAAAUUGAGUAGUGGGAUAUGAAAUAUUGAUUAAAUUGUUGACGAGAACUAUUACACCUGUUGUAAGCAAGUCUCUGAAAAGUUCCUCUUCAACCAAUUGCAUCUUACAUCCCGGUGACCAACCAAUCACAUUGUAGUGUCAUGCCACGGUCGAGCGCACCCACUCAUGCCAAUUAAAAACAAAAAAAUGGCUGUCGGAUGUUAUGCACGGUGCUGAAGUUAUCUUCACAUAUUCCUUAGUUUUUUUUAUCCGUGGUUUGGAUCGGUGCUGUUGGGAGAUUUUCAGAUGGAUGAUUAAGUAGGAGAUAUGUCCGGUGGUGGUGCUAAAAACCCUUCCACUCGCCUGCUACCGCCGAUAAAGAACCCUCUCUUCAAUCCGAAUGAAGAUCAGGAGGAAGUGCGAGUCACAACUGUCAACAGUCAUCCAGAACGGCCGCGUCCCGGGAGAAGAUUAGGUGGUUUGGCAAAUCUUUUUACUUCACGGCAUCGAAAUUCCGGCUCUCCAAGCUCGACGCGCGAAGAAAUCGAAGGAGGUAGCGAGAAUGUCGGCGACAUGGGAGAGAGUUCAAACAAGCUCUCUCCGUCGCUGUCUCCACGCAGCGAUAGGCCUGUUUUGAACAACUUAAAGAGACCUACGAAAGGGACAACCGUGACAACAGAGGCUACAAACUUGGAUACGGGGUCAGGGAAUGUGAAAACCUUGAACUCAAGGGUACCAAAUUCAUCACGCUUCGCUCGUAACCUCAGCAACACAAAUGCAAUGGAAGCUAGUAACCGUGCGAAUAAUUCUACUGGGGACGUGCUUUCUGAUAACGAGGAAAGCAAACGAGUCUCUUCUUCAAGGCAAACUUCAAGACCUGCGAUAUCUGACAAGAAAAGGACGGCUCUUUUGCAUCGAGGUAAAGAGAAACGAAGCUUGCUGUUAAAACAAGAUCCUGAAGAUGGCGAAUGCAAACUUCUGUCAGUAUCGAAAUCGCAACAUCAACGGCUUGAAGCGACUUCGUCGGACAGUGAAGUGGUUGUUCGUCGUAGCAGUCGUUCAAGAAAUGAGCCGGAGAAAGAGCCGCAGAAGAAGAUACGAUACGACAACGCGCUGUCGCUAAGAAAUGACAUGAGGACAGCUUUGGCUACAGGAGACUAUCAAACUCUUCUUCAAUUUUUGACAACAACAUUUGAUUCUUUUUCUGAGAUGACGGCUGUAUUCAUGAGAAAAGAUGACUAUAACGCUGAUGAAUUUGGUGAAAGUGGUAUUGAUCAUGACUUUGUCAGAAUAACAUAUGAAACUGUCCUUACUCUGCCUCAAGAUGUGCACAAGAAUGUUCUCAAGUCUGUGGUAAAUAGCCUGUUGCAAGACAUCAAAAGACAAAGAACAAAAGAUGAUCUUAGAGCAUACACAAUCCUUUUACAGAAUCCUCAGUUCAACAAAUCCUCAACUUACGUAAUCUUUGCUCAUCUUCUACGACAAGUGUCUUCUCUAACAGNAGAAAUUACGUACGCAAUAUAUUAGGGACUUUCCAAGAGACCAUUGUACAAGGAAUUUGUCAAAAGAAAACUCAACAAUUUUAUUAGUGUUCGUCUGUUUCCAACGAAAAGCAAUGAACUGCCUCCAGAUGAGAAAUGUACUUGGUGGAUUCCGUCUGCCGUAAAAGUUCUAGCACUCUUAAAUGCAUCCAAUUGGCUGUUUACUCCUCCUCUUGUGAAUCACAGCUAUUUCUAUAAUCAAUCCCUUGACCACAUUGAUCUCAUGAAUGAAUACUACUCAUGGCAAAAUCCUGGAGCCAAUCCUGGAUGGAAGUUGUUGAUAACUGUCAUUCCUAUUCUUGUUUCUUAUGAGCAGAAAAGUCUGGUAGCAAAAGUUCAAAGGAGAGAAAUGCCAGACAUGGGAAUGCUCUUUCUCAACAUCAAAGUGCGCCGGUCUCACUUGAUUUCUGAUUCACUGAAUGAGAUUUCUCGCAAGCAAAGAGACUUGAAGAAGAAGCUAAAAGUGACAUUUGCAGGUGAACCAGGACUGGACAUGGGUGGGCUAACAAAGGAGUGGUUCCUUCUGCUGAUUAGAAGAAUCUUUAGACCAGAGUAUGGUAUGUUCACUUAUAAUGAGAAGUCAAGAACAUACUGGUUUAGUAAAACAUGUAUGGACAAUGACUCUGAAUUCAACUUAGUUGGUGUUCUAAUGGGCUUGGCAGUUUAUAACAGCAUCAUUUUGGACAUUAGAUUUCCUCCUUGUUGUUACAAGAAGCUCUUGAACCCAGCUGUUGUUCCUUUUCAUAAUCCUAAUGCUUCAGUUGGUCUUGCACAACUAGGACUUCAAGACCUGAUGGAUACCAUGCCAGAUCUUGGGCGAGGCCUCAAGGAGCUCCUGGAAUAUGAGGGAGAUGUAGAAGAAGAUCUUUGCCAAACUUUCCAGAUUUCUUUCACUGUGUUUGGUGAAGUUGUCACCCACAACCUCAAGCCCAAGGGUGACAAGAUUCCGGUCACAAAGGAAAACAGACAAGAAUACGUGAAUCUUUACGUGGAUUAUCUGCUGAACAAGUCCAUAUACCAACAGUUCGCUUCGUUUUAUCAUGGUUUCCACAGUGUGUGUGCCUCCAAUGCCCUCAUCAUGUUACGUCCUGAAGAAGUAGAAAUGUUAGUCUGUGGGAACCCUGAGCUUGAUAUGGAUGCACUGAGAAAAGUGACAGUUUAUGAUGGCUACACGAAGAACGAUCCUGUCAUCAGGUACUUCUGGGAUGUGGUUCUGUCGUUUUCUCUGGAACUGAAGAAAAAGCUGCUUCUGUUUGCGACGGGUAGUGACCGUGUUCCGAUCGGUGGCAUGGGUGAGAUGGAAUUCAAGAUAAUCCGCAUGGAAGUGGCUCACAGUACUAGCAUGUUGCCAAUGUCUCACACAUGCUUCAACCAGCUUUGUCUUCCUCCGUACAAGAACCGAAAAGUUCUGAAACAAAAGCUCACUAUUGCAAUUUCCAACGCCGAGGGCUUUGGAAUCGAAUAGCCAAACGAAGAAACGACUAUUUGUCAGUUCGUCCUUACUCAGUGGUUUCUUAGUCCUACAAAGCAUGUCUCUCGCGGGAAGUCCUUGUUGAGAGGCCAUGCUGUUCUGUGUAUGUGUGACGUGAACGCAUGCGUGGAAACAGCUAGUAGAUUUCGACAUGACAUUUACAAUUUUCGUUUUCCAAUGCCGUCCUACAACACGAAGUAUUUAGCUAAAAUACUAAAGGUUACUUAAACCUUAAGAACGUUUUUGAAAUUUGUGAAAAAUGUUGCAAUGUUUGCCAUUGCAUGAAAUAUUAGGUAAUGUUCUGUAAGGAGCAAACGGUUGGAACAUCACUAAGAUUGUUGAUUUUGAUUGCCAAGUCUCCCAAUAAAACACUAUCGCAGAGUUUUUUUUACAAUUAAGAUGGUUCAUCUCCUUACAUUGAGCAAUAAGUUUUGUCAGACAAGUAGAACGUGCAACACUUCAGCCAACCCAACCAUCUGUUAAUGAUUGAUUCCAGUAGAACUCGGCAUAAAAGUUAUCAACCGUUUGAACAGAAAAAGAUUUGGAAAUGUUCCAUUGAGGAUGUUCAAAACUUUUUAGAGCAAGUAAAACACGACCUCAGUUAGGAUAGGUUUUGUCUAUGACGAAUUUGUUUUGAAAUUGUACAGUUAUAAUAGUUGUAAAGUGUACAUACUGUGUCUUCGAUUGUAGAUAGUGGUUCUUCUCCGAGCAAUUUAUUUGGUGUAAACGAUGUAAUGGAUUUUGUGACGAUUUUCGGUUGAUAAGGGUUCACUGUCAAUCUGGUCAUGCUUUUGUAGGGAAAAUAAAUAACAUCCAAGAUCUGUCAGACGGUUACAAGGAAUUCUUUCCAAAUAACAAUGCUUAGUUUGCUCUGAGACACGCCUGCAAAGAAUCACGGUAGUUGCAUUCAGUUUUGUCAAGUGUUGUUAACUACCUUGAACCCAACGAAUCUCAGAGUGACCUAAGGAUUGGAAAGUAUAAAUAAAGUUCACUUGGUCUUUGA